Messenger RNA from Lathyrus oleraceus (garden pea), 1020 nucleotides. RefSeq lists its product as uncharacterized. The record is from RefSeq and is a predicted model, not a curated record. Bases 1 to 1020 code for a protein of 339 amino acids. NCBI's taxonomy places the organism in Eukaryota, Viridiplantae, Streptophyta, Magnoliopsida, Fabales, Fabaceae. The transcript has a single exon.
AUGCCUUUGGAAAAAGAAACUAGGAGUCGGUUCCAGUUCAAUUUCCCCGAUCCAGAUUUAUCUCUAUUACAAGACUUGUCCGCUCGUGUGGAAGAUCAUGAUGGUUUUAGGAAGAGGAAUGGAAAUCUCUUAUCUUUGAUGAAAUUGAAAGUGGAUAGCAUGGCGUUGAGUGUUCUUUCAUAUUUUUAUGACCCAACAUAUCAUUGUUUCACUUUCCUCGAUUAUCAAUUAUCACUGACUCUCGAAGAAUUCACUUACAUUGCGGGAAUUCCAAUCCGUAAUAAGGUUCCUUUUAUUGGAGGAAAGGAGGUACCAAAGUCCCAUAUUAUUGGGGCAUCUCUACAUGUUCCAAAGGCUGAAGAAGAAAAUGGUCUCACCACUAAAGGAGGAAUUUCCGGUUUCCCCAUCAAGUACUUAGUGGAAAGAGCUUCACGUUAUGCCAACAUGGGGAGUAAUGAUGUGUUUGAGGAAAUCUUGACCUUGAUGAUUUAUGGGAUUCUACUCUUUCCAAGCUUCAAAGACUUUGUUGAUAUGGAUGCUAUUCAGGUUUUCAUGACUUGUAAUUCGGUUCCUACUCUUCUAGGAGAUGUCUAUUACUCCAUCCACUUUAGGACCGAGAAGAAGGGUGGAUGGGUCUGUUGUUGUGCACCUAUAUUGUACAAGUGGUUUAUUUCACACUUGCCACAGUCCACUUUAUACAACAAGGACAAUCUCAUGUGGUCAAAAAGUCUUAUGGCUCUUACUAAUGGGGACAUAGUAUGGUACAAUGCAGCCUAUGAUGUUGGGAUGAUUGUAGUGAUUUAUGGAGAAUUCCCCAACGUACCUCUUAUUGUUACCAAGGGAUUUAUUACCUACAAUCCAUCUUUAGCAUACCGUCAGCUUGCCUAUUCCAUGGAUGAUAAGCCUAAGUCUCUAUUGGUUACUCCUGUUGUCAUCCGAGAAGGCGAGGAGAAUAUAAAUAUUAGAAAGGAUGUUAUGAAGGCUUGGUCUCAUAUUUUCGCAAGGAGAAGUUCGAGUUAG